Falco peregrinus (peregrine falcon) is the source of this 8379-nucleotide messenger RNA. Its product is annotated as sulfotransferase 6B1-like. Gene Ontology annotation, cellular component: cytoplasm. The transcript has 6 exons. Gene Ontology annotation, molecular function: sulfotransferase activity. NCBI's taxonomy places the organism in Eukaryota, Metazoa, Chordata, Aves, Falconiformes, Falconidae. The record is from RefSeq and is a predicted model, not a curated record. Bases 16 to 873 code for a protein of 285 amino acids. Gene Ontology annotation, biological process: sulfation.
AAGACUUAAGCAACCAUGUCCAGCCCCAGUGAGGCAGAACUCAUUCACAUGUUUAAGGGGAUUGCCUUUACUACCAGGUCUUCUCCAGAACUUUUAAACUCCUUGGAUACUUUUGAUGCUAGAGAAGAUGACAUCCUUUUGGUUUCCUAUCCUAAAUCUGGCACUCAUUGGCUUGCAGGAGUUAUAACAAAGCUUUAUAAUACUCAAAUAACACUAACCUCUCCCAUUGAAUUUGGUGACAUUUCCACACUGGAGGAGCUGAAUAAACUCUCAUCAAAGAGAAUCAUCCCAACGCACUUGGACUACAACAUGUUACCUCCAAAUUUUAAGACUAAAAAAUGCAAGAUGAUCUACAUCAGCAGAAAUCCAAAGGAUACUGCAGUUUCCAUGUAUUAUUACUACAGAGAUAACCCAGCCCUUCCCACUAUAGACACCUGGACUGCUUUCUUUGACUUGUUCUUAAAAGGAGAUGUUGUGUGUGGAUCCUGGUUUGAUCAUUUCCUAAGUUGGGAAGAACAUGAAAAUGACGAAAACAUCCUCUUUUUGUUCUAUGAAGACAUGAAGAAGGAUCUUGCUAAGAUUGUAAAGGAAAUCAGUUUAUUCCUGGGUUUAAACAUCAGUGACAAUGACAUCCAAGACAUCUGCAAGAAGUCCUCGUUCUCAGAGAUGAAAAGUGACACGGAGAAGGAGAACAGCGAUCCCAGUCACACCGUUUGUGCGCUGACAUCCGAUAGGAAGCUCAUUUUCCGAAAAGGUGCUGUUGGUGACUGGAAGAACCAUUUCACUCCAAAACAGAAUCAAAGGUUUGAGGAGAUAUUCAACGAGAAAAUGAAACACAGCAAAAUGGCAAAAAGUCUCACCUAUGAGUUUUGACUCCAUGUGAAGAACAAUAGCCAGUUAUCAACAAACAUAGAGCAAAUGGUGGUAAAUCCUGCAUGGGGGCUCCCAUUCAGUUUAUAAUCCUCCCAAUAGGAAGGAUAUUGGGGAUAGGAAAAUUCUUACACAAUGCCAGAGCUGAGUGCAGUUUUCAGCAGGCAGAUGAAUAUGGUUUUACAGAGUCAGGUGUCAGACCCAUUUUUCUACAAGCAAAUCUACUUUAUAAUUUAUUUAUUUUUUUGCUCUAGAGGGAUAGGAAUGGACGACUUAAAUUUGAUUUAGGAAUUUUACUCAAGACAUUAAGGAAAAAACAAACCUGUAAGAAUCUGAAUACAUACAAAGUCUAGAAACACAUCAUAAGAAAACAACCAAAGGUUUGACCCCAGAAUCGCUCCCUCCCAGAUCUACCAUGAUUUGGAAAGUGCCUAGCUUAUCAGACUUUGUUAUUGAUACUUAAGUUGAAAACUGCAGCUGUACAUUUGAAGAUCUGGUUUGUUUAUGAAAUGUUUUUGUUUUGUUUUGUUUUCCCCCCAAUAUGUAGUUCUUUGCUGUAACUUAUUUCUGGGUUAGGUACUGUAUUGUGUUUGUGUUUUAAGUGCAACUGAUGUAAAUCCAUAUAAAUUUCUGCACCAUAUGCUGGAGAACUAUAAAUGCUUUGGGGUUUUUUUCCAUUUGACUUUCUUCCUGUAAAAUGCUUGUUUCCACUGUUUGGAUGAGAACCAUUUCACUUCACAGUCCUUGUGCGAUAGUUCCACAUCAACAGUUCCACUGUGGUAAACAAAUUAUAACUCCGAGACAGUUUAAUCUGAACACAACUUAUUUAUUUACCCUGUCCUGGUAAGACAGAUUUUCCAAGCAUCAGUUGUCUGUGUUCACAUCUGAGGGAGUGUUCUAUGAACCCAGCGAAGAUUUUUCUUCUGAUUUACUCCAUGAUGUGUCUUCUGUCCUCACCUUCAAUUUGCUUAGUAGACUGGCUUUAAGGACUUCUCCCCAAACUAGUUCUCCCCCAAUUCCAAGGCAUCAGCAGGCAGAAAAGACAGCAAAAACUGAUAGAAAAGAAACUCAGGCAGACAAGCACGAUUACUCUGCUUUGACUCCUCUGUGCUCUGAAGGUACACACCUGUAAGGCAAGCUCAUCCUCUGGCUGUGCUGUUUCUGAAAAGCUGAGGUAUGGCUUCAUGCACAGUCAACACAAACGCUGUCUCUGGCCACACGUUUCACACUUGCCACACAGCUCUUUCAUGUCAUACCUUGCUUGUGCAAGCUGACAUCAACACCUACCAAUUUUGCAUCUGCACAAAUGAUACAGAACUGAUGUGCUGAAGAGAUCAGUGAGAGAAAAGCCUGUUCAGAUGGCAGUCCCUUGCCAUUUACCAAUUCAACACAAAGGAGAUGAUGCUGCUGAGCCCUUUUAUGCAAAUGACCCAUUUGAAAACCAGAAGUCUGUCUGUAUUGCUUUAGCCUUCUGACACUAAAAAUCACUCACUCUCCCUCUAAAAUACCACAACCCCCUGUUGCCUUCCUUUCCAGUAUCAUUCUCCCACUAUUAGUAAAAGGCAAGAGAUCAGCCAAUGAAGACGUGUUUUGCUUGAAGACUUUUUUUUUUUUUCCUAGUCCUUUAAGUAUGGAAAAAAACCCAAAGGGUCCUUGGGCAAACAAAGUUUGCAAGCAAGUUUAUUAACUGCAUUAAGAAGUCUUUAGACAAGCUUCACACAGUGCAGCCACACCUGAGGUAGAGUGCAGGAGAUGGCUGGCUGUAAUACCCUGAGAAAACAAGCAGCUCCUGCUAGGAAAACUAAAGGGAGCAGGUCCACCCCAGGCACUGACAGCCCAGUGCACCUGCAGGCAGCACAGCAAAACUCACCGACGCCAGAGGUCCAGAAAGCUAGGCUGGGCACUGCCGAUAAAGGAUGGCAGCAUGUGAUGCUAGCUACUAGCAACCAGUGUCUUCCAGCAGUUACUACACCUACAGUUUCUUUCAUUGUCUUUUCUCUUGCUGUCCCCACUGUGCUGCAACUCCCCCUCCCUUCCUAUGACUAGCAGAGAGAUUACAACUGAAUUUUUCAAAGAACUGUCAAUCUGGCUCCACAAGUCAUUUUGGCAGGUCAUGGAGAUGUUAAAACAUUUCCAAAACUCCCAUAGUAAGUUGUAAAAAUGUCUCUUCCCCUCUCUGUUUUCUUUCUUUGUUCUCUGGCAGUUAAAACUUUUGGAGAGAAAUUUCAGCCCUGCAAAAUAUAAAAAUACUAGUCCAAAAUGUACCUAGACCACAGCAUUCUAGGCUUGGAAGAAACAACACCCUGUGCAAUCUAUUACCUAUAAAUGAUUACAAUACUGCUUUCCUAUUCAGGUAAGACAUUCCACCUUCCUGAGUAAGGGCACUUCUCAAGAUUGAUUUAAUUAGAGAGGACAGCAUUAAACAUUUAUGCCAUCACAGCUGAGACAGGAGGCUUCUAUUCGCUCUCGUUGAAGUUAGCCUGCUUUGCUUGCUACCAGACGCAUCUGGCCUUUGGGUCAGAUGAAAAAGAGAACAAGAGCAUGUGGAGUGCCAGAACUUCUGUGAGAGUAACACAUGAAUUCCAGUCUCGCUUCAGGGACCUCUCCCCUGAAAACAUCACAACUAUCUUCUAAAGCAGCUCCCAGGGAAGAAAAAAAGGUGCUCAGGUAAGCAUCCUAGCAACCUGACUUCAAGCCGCAUUAGUUCUGAUACAAUGAGUUUGAUGCCUAAAGCAGUUUCUUGGAGGAAAACGAUGACUAGUGAAAAAAAUCUCUCCGAAUAGCUUCGGGAAUGCCUUCUAGAAGGUGCGAGUCUGGAGAAGUGAGGGGGGAAUAGCAGGCAGGGGAAGGAAUCUGAGCCAGGUCUGGUACUCUUUGAAGCCAGGAGUCGUACAGGAAAAUAGAGAAGACAUAGGGGCAGAGGAUCAAUUGGUUGAUUUCUGCACUGGGUCUAAGUAGAGCAGAGAUGCUCUGGGGAUCAAGACAAGACUUUACUUGUAAAGUAAACAUGGAAGACCAGAGGGAAUUUCCAUGGGGCUCAGCUUCAUCAUCAACUGAUGAAAGGAAAGACGGUCACUGACCAAAGCGCCAAGGGCACGCCUGCUACAAAGAGCCAGUGGGGAUGGGACAGGAAGAAUCACGCCUGACAGAAAGGGCCGAGUGCAGGGGGUGAAGGCGAUUGCUGAAAGACCAUGCUCAGAAAGGGGGAAAAGGACUGAGUGGCCAUAUCACUGUCACCAGUUCCAGCCUCACAAGUGACCACAAUCCACCUUCUUUGAAAGGACCAGCAACCACGAGAGACAAUUCUGCAGCAAUUUCUCUGUCAGACAGUCCUCCCCUUUUCCUCAAUCUGCUUACCUGUCCUGCAUACCACAGAGGAUGAACUGGAGAAAAGGACAGCGAAAGAUGGUGGGGGUGUGUGGUGAGCCAAUGCCCUUUCCGGGCUCCCACAGAAGAGAUGUCCUUGGCCAAGCAGAGAGGAGCAGCAGCAUCUUGCAGCCCCAGCAGGGAGCCAGCGGGAGCACCCAACAGCUGCUUGCGUGAAAAACCCAGCAACAGAAGAGCAUAAAGUCACAAAUUACAUUACUGUGCCUCCUUUUGGCCUUUUCCAAAAUGGUCCUGCAGGCCAAGGCUAAGCGGAGAAACAGCUGUCUCUGAAAUGACUGGCAACCCCACAGCACCAGAGACAGGUCUGCUCUGGUGCAGGCUCUGCAGCCAUCCAGGCUUUCUGCCAGCAGAAAGGGAACCAGCUCUGCCUCCGAAAGGAACAGAAAUGUUUGUUCUUCACUGACAUCUACUGACUGCAGUGCUUUAACUGCAAAGCUCUGCACAAGAAUUAGGCAUUCAUUUUUGCAGGAUGCCGCAGGGCUCAAAAGUAGAAGCAGGGUCGGAAGGGAGUAUCAGUCACGGGUCGGAGGGGAGCAGGUCUGUCUCUGGGUACCACAGGACUGCUUAUGAAGUCCUCCAUUUUUGACUGCCAGUGUCUGCAAGGAUGUUCCUGGGAAUGAUCAAUGUGCACCACUGAGAAUCCACUAGCAGCUACAGUAGAGACAAUGAUAAGACAGGUGAUGGCAUUCAUGUGUAAGCAAAUAUUGACACCUGGCAGUAAUAAAAGUUUUCCUCUUCUGGCUGCAAGGCUUUUCUCUAAAACCAAGGAUAACUGUGGUUUGUUGUUCUUGUGCCAUUUGUGACUUUGGUAAAGCACUCAGACCUAAUCCAACAGCCACACAGGUAUCACUGUGCUGCUCAAACUGCAGUUAGUUGCCUAACUAAGAGGUACGAGGAAUUAAUCAGCCUACAACAUUGCCUACUGGCUAAAUUAAGGAUUUACCUACAAUAAUAAUAAAGAAAAGGUACAGCUGGACUUCAGUGGCAGGUGACUGAAGUGCAAUAGAAAGAUAGUUCAUGUUUCUCUGUGCUAUCCAAGCUCAGACACCAGUGACAGCAGCUUAAUUGAAGCAGCCCAGGCUUGAGCUCCCCUACUUCUCAGCAGGGACAUCGGUGCAGAUGCAGUGCAAGGCAGAUCCAGUUAGCUCACUCUUCUCUACAUUGCCAUGCACUGCCUGUAAUUUUACCUUGAAAACCCCUACAAUCUCUUGGCUUUCAUUAUAAAUCAAAUAUGUGCUUCCCUUAAAAUUUGAACAACAUAAACUUGGGGAGCCUCGCUCUUAUGAGCUGCAAGGUGCUCAAUGACACAAUAGUAAAAAUCUGGCAGCGUAUGAAGUACACAAGAGCAAGAAGUAAAAAGCAGCAUGGCUUGCAGACAGCCCACGGGUUUUUUUUUACAGUGAGAGGACUAGGGCUUGUCUGCGAGUCAUCAGAACUACUGCCCAAAAAACCCGUUCAUACUCCAGUCUGGUGCAAGUGUAGCUUCAGCUCCCUUAAGAGAACACGUGGCAGCCUUCAUGGAAUUGACUGAAUCCAAAGACAGAUCAUGAUAAACAUUCUGAAGAAAUAUUUAAGUCCAUUAACUCAAAUGAAUAGGGGUUUGUUUAUAUUUGUCUAGAUCAGAUUACUUCAUCCCAUUCUCCAGCUUUUUAGACCAGCCUUCACCUAAUCAGUUACAACACUUCAGUUGGGCAUCAGUGAUCAAAACGAUCAGUGACUGGUGACACAGCCCCUUCCAACUCGAGGCCGUGCUGCUGUGGACAAGACAUAACCUGGAAAAAAAGGUGGCAGAAUAAAAGAUAGUCAAACUCUUACAUAGACUGUACAGGCAACAAAAAGUUGUGCAACCACAGCCUUAGUUAAAAGUUACAUCCCUGGAGCGACCAUCUUCACAUUUCAUUUUAAUACCAGUGGCCAUACUACCUCAGAUAUACGUCAAUUUAGUCCAGAAACUUGUCUGCAAGAGUAUGUGAACAAACAGGCCAAGCACAGGAUAUUCUCUCCACUAUUCUCCCAACCUCCAAACACAGUUUGUCCAAGAAUUUUCUAAGCAAUUUACUGUUAGUACCUAGUAUCUAUCUUAUUAUCACUUGGGUAUUUCCCACACAAGAAGCAGGAGGAAGAAACCAAGGUUCAGAACCAGAGGAACCAUAUUGGGUGUCAGACUCAUGGAACACAUGGCCAAAGGCUGUUUUAAGUGUGCUGAAGUUUGUUAAAUGUCCAUGAGCCUCAUCCAGCUUUGGAAAUCCAUGAGCUGCAAAUGUUUUGAGGCCACAGGAAAACUGGAAAGCACUGCCAAAUACAACGUGGCAAAUUUAUAUUCCUCUGGCAUCUGCUUUUGGUUACUGCUAGUUUCUUCAGUGGUCUUUCCCUAGCUCCUGUCCCUCUUAGCUUUACAGGUAUCUUAACACAACUCCCUUCAGUCAUCCUUCUUCCAAAGUGCAGAAUUCUUACUUGGCUAUUGCUCACACUGAACCCGAUUCCUUCCUUUCAUCAUCCAUGUUACUUUCCCACAAACCUUUUGAGUGCUACCACCUUCUUAACAUGUAAGAAACAAAACACACAGCAUUUCAGAUACGUGCAAAUGACCGAUUUAUACAGUGGAAUAAUUACUUUUAUCCUUUUUGUUCUAUGCGCUUUUCCUAAUAAUCCCUAAAAUUAAGUUUGGUCUUUUAACUGCUAGCACACGGUAUUUUUCUGGAUUGUAACCGCUCAAUAGAAAUGGAUAUUCUUUAUAUAUGACAUUAGGAUUGUUUUCCUGUUAAGCUCAUUUAUUUUAUAUACAUCUCUACUCAGUUUCAUCAACCCUGCUCCUUACUAACCUGAAUGAAUUGGUAGCAUUGCCUCCACAUUGCUCACUGCUCGUUCCCUUUAACACCUUUUCAUAAACAAUUAAAAAAUCCUUCUAUCUGUGAAAAGAAAACAAUGCAACCCUUUCAGGGGAAGUGGUCUGUAAAGCGACAGAGGUGUGGGAGCCAGCAUAACAGGACUGCUCCUAAAUGUUUCUCCUUCCUCCAGUAUCUCUAGCACUGCGAAAGCUCUACUAAACCAAAGCCACAUACAUACAAAUGCAUCUAGGAUCAGAACCGGGGACAGAUAAAACUGUCUGAGAGCAAGAGAGAGACAAACCUAUCGUCCAAGGAUUUUUCAAACAAGUACCUUAGUGACAAGUUUUUCUAACUCAUUUAUGCAUCUGGUUAAUGCAUAACAGUGUUUUUCUUUCACUGGAUGUACCUUAUUAUUGCUCUUAAAAUGCUGGCAUUAAGGAUAAUUAGUCCUGCUGGGUGUAACUAGACUCAUUUGGAGUUACUUCUGGAAACAGGAAAUAGUGUUUUAAGAGAAUACUAAUAGAAAAUAUAAUUAAAACAAAACAUUCCCACAUGGACUCUUGAAAAACCUAGUCAACUAAUGUGUGCUUAACGUUUAAAAGUAUUAAGAAUCUGAAAUCAUUAAUUAUUAUAAAAUAUCUCUGACCUCAAAAGGUUGAGUUCUGUACGAUUCUUAUUGAUUUGAAAUGAACUAAGGUCAGAACACAUUGGAUCACCCUACAGGAAAUAGCACAGAACUGGAGAGAAAUAUAUAUUGAAUAAGAAAAAGAUCAGCUGAAAAUUAAUGGAGCCAGAAGUAGGUAAGGGGCUAACCCCUACCCCUUGGGCCAAAGUUGGAAAAUGUAGAGACAGUAUGUUACUGUCUGUCCUUCUCCCCUCCCCUCAACUCCUCUGGCAAGAGCCACCAAACAGCCAAAACCAGUAGAGAUCUCAAGGCCCAACCAAAAUGGGAAUUCUCUCUGAGAAUAUCCUGUCAAAUAAUUCUCAGUAUGUUCUGCUCAAUUUACAAGAUUAUUCUUCUACAGAAAUACUGGGCUUGCUUUGACAGCUCAGAAGACAGAGAUACGAAUCAUACCUUUUCACAAACACAGGCACAAAGCACGCAGCACUGUGAAACCAGCUAUUUGAAAACAUGGAACACAGGCAAGUGUAGAAGUUUAUUUAAGAGAGUAUAAACACACACAAAAAACACUCAAGAUUUGCCUCCAAGACCAGAUUAAGAUGAAGAUUUUGAGUAACUGACUGUGUGUGCAUGUGAUUAACUUCAACAUUAAAUUUGAUCACCUUCAUCAGG